GUUUUUAAAAAUUCACAGAAUUAUGGAGAAAUUGUAUGAAAAGCCAGUUCUGACGAAUACACAUCCUCUAUUCUAUCAAAUAAAGAAUGAUAGGAACAAGAUUUUAGAAAAUCUUGGAGAUCCACACGUUUCGUCGUUCAAUCACUUCCUUACUGAUGGCAUGAAAACAAUUAUUGACAGUCUGGAUCCUUAUGAAUUUGAGCUAAUUAAUGGAGAAAAGAUUAAAUUAAAUAUAGAACAAUGUGAAAUAACAGCACCAAGGAUCACACAACAGAUUGAUGUAAAAGAAAGAAGAGUAUUUCCAGCAGAAGCUCGUCAAAGAUCCGUAACAUACACAGGAAAUUGCUCAAUGACUCUUGGAUGGAGUAAAAAUGGCUCAAGACAUGGAUCUAUCGAUUUUGAUUUAGGACCAAUUCCUAUAAUGAUUCGAUCAAAAGCAUGCAAUUUGGACGGGAUGUCACCAGCAGAGAUGGUAAAGAAGAAUGAACAUGAACAUGAUUGGGGAGGAUAUUUCGUGGUCAAAGGAAAUGAGAAAUUAAUAAGAAUGCUAUUGAUGAUGCGGAGAAAUUAUGCAAUAGCCAUGAAAAGAGGAACAUGGAAGGAUCGUGGCAAAUAUUUCACAGAUUAUGGUGUUAUUGUGAGAUCUGUUUCAGUUGAUCAUACAUCAACAAAUAAUGUACUUCAUUUUCUUAAAAAUGGAACUGCCAAAUUUAUGUUCAGUCACAAGAAGUUGUUGUCAUAUAUUCCAGUUAUUUUGUUACUCAAAGCUUUAGUGAAUCAUAGUGAUGAGCAGAUUUAUAAGGAUUUAAUUGCUGGAUAUGAGAAUGACUUGUAUUAUAAGUCGUGCCUUCAAGAAAUGCUUCAUGAGAUUCAUAGACAGAACAUACACACACAUUUUGAUGCUAAGAAUUACUUAGGACAAGUCUUUAAGUCGCGCUUUGAUAAAUUACCAACUUGGGCAACAAACUUAGAAGUCGCUGAUCAUAUGCUGUUAAAGUGCAUCCUUAUUCAUCUUGAUGACUAUACCGAUAAAUACAAUUUCAUCAUUUUUAUGACCAAAAAACUCUUUCAAGCUGCUCAAGGCAAAGUAAAGCUUGAAUCUGCAGAUACAGUCAUGAUGCAGGAACUGCUUCUUGGUGGACAUUUAUAUCAAAAGUUAUUUAAAGAGUUUCUCGAUUCCUGGAUGACUUCAAUGAAAAUUAAUUUAAAUAAGAAGCUUAAUACUGAUCAAUCUAUUGGGAUUAAGGUUACAGAUCUGCAGACAGCUGGGCGAUAUUGUGGAAAUUUAAUGAGACAUUUUGAAUACUUUUUGGCUACUGGAAACUUGGUCAGUAAAACUGGAUUAGGAUUAAUGCAAAAUUCAGGUCUGGUUAUUAUGGCUGAGAACAUCAAUCGAAUGCGUUACAUGAGUCAUUUCCGUGCUGUUCAUCGUGGUUCGUAUUUUGUGACAAUGCGAACAACAGAAGCACGUCAACUAUUGCCUGAUGCUUGGGGAUACAUUUGUCCUGUACAUACGCCUGACGGAUCUCCUUGUGGCUUAUUAAAUCACUUGACAGUCGAUUGUAUAUCAUCGCCAGAUGUUUUACAUAAACUUGAUAUAAAAGACAUUAUUAAAUUGUUUGUAGAACUUGGAAUGGAACCGAUUGAUUCAAACUUCCUUUGUGAUCUUGAGAAUUACUACACAGUGAUGCUUGAAGGACAAAUUAUUGGAUAUGUACAAGAUGAAUUGAUUAAUAAAGUUGAGGAACAACUUCGUGCAGUUAAAAUUGAUGGAAAAAGAAUACCAAAUACAGCUGAAAUAGUUUUAGUUCCAAAGAAGAACUGUGGUCAAUAUCCUGGUUUAUUCAUAUUCAUUGGUGCUGCUCGAAUGAUGAGACCAGUUCUUAAUCUUAAAUUCAAUAAAAUAGAAAUGAUUGGAACAUUUGAGCAAAUUUUCUUGGAAAUAGCAAUAACAAAGAAAGAAAUUCAUCCAGAAAUGACGACACAUUUGGAACUGUCUAAACUUUCGUUCCUUUCUAAUCUAGCAAACUUAAUUCCAUUGCCAGAUCACAAUCAAUCACCAAGAAACAUGUAUCAGUGUCAGAUGGGAAAACAAACAAUGGGUACGCCGUGCCUUAAUUGGUUCACACAAGCAUCAACUAAAUUGUAUCGUCUGCAAACACCAGGAACGCCUCUAUUUCGUCCAGUUCAUCACGAUAAUAUAGAACUUGAUAAUUUUGCGAUGGGAACUAAUGCGAUUGUUGCAGUUAUUAGUUAUACUGGAUAUGACAUGGAAGAUGCGAUGAUUAUUAAUAAAUCAGCAUUCGAACGAGGUUUUGCACAUGGAACAAUUUAUCAUACAGAAUUUUUCGAACUUAAAGGCGAUAGUUAUUUUGCAAGAGAUCCAAAGAAGGCAGAAUUAGCUAAAUUCAUUGAUUCUGAUGGAUUUCCAAUUGCUGGCCAAAAAGUUAAUCCUGGUGAUCCAAUUUGCUGUUAUUAUGAUGCAAAUGAGACAUCAUUUAUUGUUGAAAAACAUCACGGAAAGGAAAUGGUUAUUGUGGAUAAUGUCAAGCUGCUUGGAGAUUUUACUCCAUUUGCUCCGAAAAAGGCUUCAAUUACAACGAGAAUUCCUCGAAAUCCAUGUGUUGGUGACAAAUUUGCUAGUCGAGCUGGACAGAAAGGAAUCUUUUCACAAAAAUAUCCUGCUGAAGAUUUACCAUUUACUGAAAGUGGUCUUAUUCCUGACAUCAUUUUCAAUCCUCACGGUUUCCCAUCUCGUAUGACAAUUGCUAUGAUGAUCGAGUCGAUGGCAGGAAAAUGUGCAGCUGUUAAUGGUGAUGUUCAUGAUGCUACACCGUUUACAUAUUCUGAAGAUAAUACAGCCAUUGAUCAUUUUGGAAAUAUGCUUACAAAGGCUGGAUAUAAUUAUUAUGGAACUGAACGAAUGUACAGUGGAAUUGAUGGUCGUGAAUUAAAAGCUGACAUUUUCUUUGGAGUUGUUCAUUAUCAAAGACUUCGUCACAUGGUUUCUGAUAAAUGGCAAGUUCGGUCGACAGGACCUGUUGACUUAUUAACACAUCAGCCAAUAAAAGGACGAAAAAGAGGUGGUGGUGUUAGAUUUGGUGAAAUGGAACGUGAUGCUUUAAUAUCACAUGGUGCUGCAUUUUUAAUACAAGAUCGUUUGUUAAGAAAUUCAGACUUGACGACAUCCUUAAUAUGCAAGCCUUGUGGAAAUUUAAUAACGCCAAUUGACAGAUUUGUUGUGGGACGAAAUAAAGGAGGUGAUGUGAUUAAACAAAUGGAAAAAUGUAAAUUAUGUGGACGAAGCGAUGGAAUCGAUAUCGUUGAAAUACCUCACGUCUUCCGGCUUCUAAUAGCACAGCUAUGUGCUAUGAACAUUAAUCUACAAGUUAAUUAUAAAGAUAUGGAAUAAGUUUUUAUUUUGAACAUGUUACAAGCUUUUAUAAUAAAAAUCAUAUUCACAUUAAUCUAAUUAAUUAAUCAAGACUUUCAGUCAUCAAGUAUCAAAAUUACAUUUCCUUUCUCGGGCUUCUUAGCUUCCUCUAAAGCCUUGACUCGUUUGAGUAUUUCUUCGUCGUUUUUCAAAAGUUUGUUCAUACGUGCAUUAAUUAAAGAUAAUUCAGCAUGACGAGAUAAUGUUCCUGAUGAUGGCAAAAAAACCUUGUGUACUUGUGCCUUAUUUAAUGCAGUUUGGCAUGUCCAGCAUUUUGUAGAAUUCAGAAUCAUUUUAUCAACACAUUG
Molecule: messenger RNA, 3741 nt
Organism: Chironomus riparius
Lineage: Eukaryota; Metazoa; Arthropoda; Insecta; Diptera; Chironomidae
Source: the annotation of a GenBank genome assembly